Messenger RNA from Sardina pilchardus (European sardine), 2544 nucleotides. Its product is annotated as rab5 GDP/GTP exchange factor-like. The transcript has 9 exons. Bases 309 to 1757 code for a protein of 482 amino acids. Gene Ontology annotation, molecular function: DNA binding; small GTPase binding; zinc ion binding. The record is from RefSeq and is a predicted model, not a curated record. Lineage: Eukaryota; Metazoa; Chordata; Actinopteri; Clupeiformes; Clupeidae. Gene Ontology annotation, cellular component: endocytic vesicle; cytosol. Gene Ontology annotation, biological process: vesicle-mediated transport.
CGCACCCAUGAAAACCAGCCACACUUUAACUCUGCACGUGCCUCAGAGGAAAUCUAAAGGAUUGAUCGCACUUUGAUCGUUGUUUUACUCCGGUAACUUUACCCCAAAUCAGUCUGGAUCUUACUGUGUAUGGACCGGAUAGGUUUUCGUUAUUUCAUCAUCUGAUUCUCGCUGUCGCUGUCCCUCUCAAAAAGGCAACAGGUCGCUGACUGUGACUUUUGCGCUGACGUUGCUGUUCCGGGUUAAAACUAGACGUCGUUGUACGUUGAAGCCGAAGCAGCUACGUUUGGAGCGAGUGUGACCUCAGCAUGUGGGAGGAGCAGCAGCGUGGGAUCCGGGUCACGCAGGCCGAGCUUCUCUGCAAGGAUGGCUGCGGUUUCUACGGCAACUCUGCCUGGCAGGGCUACUGCUCUAAGUGCUGGCGAGAGAGGACCCGCAAAUCUGAAGUGGACGGAAGACGGGAUCAUGGCUCCCAAAGCAUUUCAGGUUCUCCGAUCACAUUCUCCAAGUUUGAGGAUAAGAAAAGUGCAGAGGCCAGCCGACGGACCAGCACCAUGAAGAGGCUCUUCUGGGGGGCUCCAUCUCCCCCCAAACGCCCAGAGGGGUCAGAGGGCCAGUUGGAGGCGCUGCAGGGCUUUGAGACUCUGGAGCCUGGAGAUUUCACCAGCUUCCUGAAGCUGCUGCGGAGUCCCUCCUCCCAGCGUCUACAGUCCAGAUGCUCUGCCUUCCUCAACACUAUGGAGGCCUACCAUGACUUGGAUGUGGAGAAACAGUCAGAUCUGGUUCAGGAGUUUUACCAGAACAUCACUCUUCACUUCAGCAGUCUGUCUGAAGUACAGGUAGUUCAUGUGAUGGAGCACAUGGAGAAGCUGAUCAUGACACGACUACAUAAGUGGGUCUUCUGCCAUGACAGCAGUGAUGAUGAGCAGAGAGACCUGGCACUACAGAGAAGGAUAAAGUCGCUGAAUUGGGUGACCCCUCAGAUGCUGCGUGUGCCAUUCCCUGAUGAAGGCCCUGAUGCCAGUGACCCUUAUCUGCAUGCCAUCACAGCCAUCAUUGAAAUGGAUGCCAAACGUGGGCCUCAGGAUAAGCUCACCUGUGUCUCCAGAUGCUCCCAGAAUGUCUUCCAGGUGCUGGCCUCGUCCAACAGCAAGCCGGCGUGUGCAGAUGACUUCCUGUCGGCCCUGAUCUAUGUUGUGCUGAGUGCCAACCCGCCGCGGCUGCACUCCAACAUGCAGUACAUCAUCCGCUUCGGCCUGCCUCACAGCAUCAGGAGCGGCGAGACGGGCUACUACUUCACCAAUCUGUCAUGCUCAGUGGCCUUCAUAGAGAAGCUGGAUGCAGCGGCAUUGAACCUGAGCCCAGAGGAAUUCCAACACUUUAUGCAGGGCCGCCAGCAACACGCCCGCAACUACGCUGCCAAACCAGCCAUCGGCAGCGUGGCCCCCCAGCCGGCAGAAGACAUAGGCAGGGUGCAGCAGCGGGGGCAAGAGGUGCGCGCGCGGCUUGAGGAUCUGAAAGGCCGGCAGGAGCGCGUGCAGCAGGGGGCACUGUCCCUGCAGGAGCAGCUGCAGCGCUGGGUGCGGGACAUCCACCUGCAGAUGGACCGGGUCUGCACGGCGCAGAGAGACGACCUCACGGCCACCGAAGUGCGCGCUGACGAUGACGAGAAGGACAUCCCAGGCUAUCGAGAGGUGCUGGUGUUUCAGGAGGAGGUGCCAGAUGACGCAUGCAGAAAGGAGACUUCUGACUGUUGAAAUGAGCAGUAGGGGGUGUGUGUUUAGAGAAACGGGUGAAAUCUCUCAACCCUAGUUGGAGAAAUGUCUCUCAGGAGGACAAAUGGAUAUAGCCUGAGACAGAGGUGUGAUUGUUUCCCCUAUAGGGUGGCCCAGAGCAGGUGUCUUAAGAUACUUUACAGACAGAUGAAUAUGAAGUGACGGUACACUCAGAGACAGCAUACUCAGAGCUCUCUUCAGUCAGAUACAAGUUGUAGCCUUUGUUUUCAGCCUGUGCCAUUGUGUUUUAUCAGACCAUACUGUUUACGUUCUCCAAAUUAUGGUUAUUUUUCAGUCAGUGCAGAUAAUUUCUUGUGCACACAUUUACCCACUACUUCGCACACAAUGAGAAAAAUGACUGAGCUUUCUCGCACUUUAAGUCUGUUUUUUUUUAAAAAAACCUUCACCUCACCUGUUGACAUUCCUGGUCUAUUCCUGGAAGCUAUUUUUCCAUGUAUGCCUUACAAUAAUUUUGAAUUUUGAAUUCCUAUUGUUUAUAAAUAACCUUGUUAGGUAAUUUUUCUGUAUAAUAUGUAUACCAAAACAUUUAUUUUAGGGAGACUAUUUAAAGUAUUUAAGCAAAGGUUUACAUGUUGAUUUGCUGGUGAUUGCCAUGACCUCACCCUGGUAGGUUCCCUUCUUGUGAAAGCACUAACUUAACAUAGUCCUUACAGGUUUACAAUUUAAAUCAAGGAAUGGAAGAUCAACACACGGUGACGGAAAUGUGAAUGUGAAUAACGUUAUAAGUGAAUAAAAUGAAAUUGUCAAA